AAAAAAGAAGAAAGAAAAAAGAAACCCUACAUUCUGCGCCCCUUAUCUUGCUUCUCCCUCCCGUUGCCGCCGCCACACAGUUACCAGCACCGGUUUGUUUUUCCCUCUUCGCUGCAGUCGCACGCUGUCGCCCUCCAUCGGUAACGUCUGUUUCUUCCUUCUCUCCUUAUCUCCCUCUCUGCCCCAACCUCACCGGCACGACUGCUCAGUCUUCUUCUUCUCGUCGCCGACUGCCCACUGAAUUUUCUGCUCGUCGCUAAGGUCAUGGCAGAAUCAAACUCGCCUGGUUCGUUUCAAUCUCCUCCUGCUCCCCCACAUCCUAUGGUUAUUGAUGGGGCGAAUCAUGAUCUAGCUCUAGCCUCUUGUGAAUUUUUUACUCGUCGAGAAGUACUCGAGCGUCGGUCCCGGAGAGUGAAACAACUUUGUCGAGUAUAUAGGGAACUGUACUGGGCUUUAAUGGAGGAACUCAAGCGCAAGUACAGGGAGUAUUAUUGGACAUAUGGCAAGAGUCCAUUUAAGGAGGACGAGAAGGAGGCUGAGGGCAUUGGUGAUUAUCCAGAGGGUAUUGGGGAGAACGGAAAGCUAGGAUUAGGUUCUGUGACCGGGAGUGAUGAGAUUAGAAGGUGUGAUGUCACAGGUUGCAAGGCAAAGGCGAUGGCAUUGACAAAAUACUGUCAUGCUCAUAUCCUCUCGGAUAAAAAGCAGAGGCUCUACAAGGGUUGCACCUUUGUAAUCAAGAGUAUGCAGUCCGGACCGCUUCUAUGUUCAAAGCCUGUUUUAAGAUCUACUGUUCCUUGCUACUGCCCUGGUCAUCUACAAAAAGGCGAAAAGUGUUUAGCUAGAGAUUUAAGAAAGGCAGGUCUUAACGUCUCGUCGACUAGUAAACUUCGUCCUGAUUUCCAUGUAUUAGUAGCUGAAUGCGUUCGCCAAAUACAAGUCAAAAGAAGGGCGGCGAGAAAGGCCACUGCUGUUAAAAUUGAAAGCAACUGAGAAGGUGAAGACUAGUUGUUAGGCCCCUCAGUUUGAAUAAGAACAUGUUGCAGUUGGUACAUGUGUAUUCAAUCCAACCCGAAACCCCCAAUGGAAGAAUUGUUGAUAAAACCAAUUUUCGUGUACGAUCCAAUCCCUUGUUCCUUCCUCUCCCUUGCUGCACAUUUGUUGUGUAAUAUUCGAUCAAAAGGUCGAUGCAAUGUGCAGAUGAUUAGCAGAUUGCAGGGAUGUACAUUCCUUCUCGUGUUUUAUGAAAGGACCGAUUUAGUGUCA
This is a messenger RNA of Cucurbita moschata (crookneck pumpkin), 1263 nucleotides long. RefSeq names its product INO80 complex subunit D-like. Lineage: Eukaryota; Viridiplantae; Streptophyta; Magnoliopsida; Cucurbitales; Cucurbitaceae. The coding region runs from base 265 to 990 and encodes 241 amino acids. The record is from RefSeq and is a predicted model, not a curated record. Gene Ontology annotation, cellular component: NSL complex. The transcript has 3 exons.